Molecule: messenger RNA, 600 nt
Organism: Enterospora canceri
Lineage: Eukaryota; Fungi; Microsporidia; Enterocytozoonidae
Source: the annotation of a GenBank genome assembly
AUGCCUAUUGAGACACCAAAAGAGACCGUGAUAAAAGUUGUCUUUGUGGGGGAGCCAAACAGUGGGAAGUCUGAGAUCAUCAAGAAGCAUCUUAAGCUUGACCACAUUGCGAAACCAACGGUCUUUGACACCUACAGAAUCAGACACGGUGACAGCAACACCUUUAUGAACAUCUGCGACACGAAUGGAUCAGAGGAGCUUGCUCGCCUCGUCAAAAUGAGCUAUUUGGAUGCAGAUGUCUUUGUUUUGUGUAUUGAAUGCGUCAAUGCAAAGGACAAUCUCCAUUUCCAGCAGUUGAUGAAGGAGCUCAGGCGACCAAACAAGCCAAUCAUUCUGGCCGUGACAAAGUGCGACAAGACCGUGAGAGGCAGGGACGAGCAGAGUGGGGAGGUUGUGACAAGUGACAUGGUCACCAGCAACCUGGAAUUGGUGCGAAACAACGCCCACGAAAUGGUGAACAAGCAGAAGCUGACUUCGUACGUGUUGGUCAGCAAUAAGAGAGCAAAGAGUGUUCAGGCCCUCUUCGACGAGGUCGUACGCGUCUACUUUGAUGAGGUCGUCAACCGUGGCGUAGAGCGAAGCUGCUGUGGUUGCUGCUGA